Molecule: messenger RNA, 1373 nt
Organism: Trichomycterus rosablanca
Lineage: Eukaryota; Metazoa; Chordata; Actinopteri; Siluriformes; Trichomycteridae
Gene: pcgf5b
Product: polycomb group ring finger 5b
Exons: 9
Coding region: 310-1023 (237 amino acids)
Biological process (GO): regulation of transcription by RNA polymerase II
Cellular component (GO): PRC1 complex
Source: RefSeq, a predicted model, not a curated record
ACGUGAGCUGACAGUUCGCCGGCAGUGGGUUUGGAAACAGAGCUGUUUAAUCAGUCUCGCUGUGUAAAUUCACACCUCAAGGUUAAUCGCGGCAUCGGACAUUAAUCAAAGUCUUUCAAACAGCAGCAUGAUGACAAACCUUCAGCACACGUGAUAUCAUCAAAUACUGACCAUGCCAGGACGUAGGGGCAAGGCGCCUUGUGGCAGAGCCGUGCUUUGAGCUCUACCCUCAGCUGUUCACUCCAUAUAUCUUCAACUCCCCACACAUUCUUCACUACCUUCUCACCAGCCUGGCAGGAACAGCUGAAAAUGGCCCAAAGGAAGCACCUAGUCAAGGAGUUCAACCACUUCAUCACAUGUUACGUGUGUAAAGGGUAUCUGAUCAAGCCCACCACUGUAACGGAGUGUCUCCACACAUUUUGUAAAAGUUGCAUCGUCCAGCAUUUUGAAGACAGCAACGAGUGUCCCAAAUGUGGAAUCCAAGUCCAUGAAACAAAUCCACUGGAAAUGUUGAGGUUGGACAACACAUUAGAAGAAAUCAUAUUUAAGCUUGUGCCUGGACUUCGAGAAAAAGAACAACAACAGGAAAUAGAAUUUUGGAGAAAGAACAAGUCAAAAGAAAAUGGUGAUGUUGAUGGUCCAGAGUGUAAGAGGGCGAGGAUGGAUGAGGAGAUUGAUGAUACAGGAGAUGGAGACUACCACAGGAAUGACCCACAGAUAGCCAUCUGCCUGGACUGUCUGCGCAACAACGGCCAGAUGGGAGAGAAUGUAGUUAAGGUUAGCCAUGGCUUAAUGAAGAAAUUUAUUCGCUGCUCGACUCGUGUCACUGUUGGAACAAUCAAGAAAUUCUUAAGUCUGAAGUUAAAGCUUCCAAGUUCUUAUGAGCUAGAUGUUCUAUGCAACGGAGAAAUCAUGGGCAAAGAUCACACCAUGGAGUUCAUCUACAUGACACGGUGGAGGUUACGUGGUGAAAACGCCUACCCAAUGGUCCUGGAAUAUCGACCCCGUAUCGACUUUGGAUAAACAGGUCGAGGCUCAAAGCUCCUGCACUUUUCCAGCCUGUAACAAGACAGAGGAAUAAACGGACAUGCUGCACGGGACUUCUUUAACCACGCCGUCUUUUUCGGGUUCUUGUUUUUACUGACUUCUUUAUUUAAUCUUUUUUUCAUCACAGCGGGGACUGUAACAUGUGAAUGCUUUUUUAAUUUCACUCGAGUUUGCUAGCUGGACGCCUGCAGAACGUGUGUCGUGUGUGGACAGAGGCAGCAGUGUCAUUACGGACUCGAGCGAACUCACAGGCCAUAAGAUAAUUAUUUCACAAGUGUGUUUAGUUCUUUUCUUCGAUCAGUAAAUAUAGUAGUGCCUUCUACACA